Molecule: messenger RNA, 3749 nt
Organism: Planococcus citri (citrus mealybug)
Lineage: Eukaryota; Metazoa; Arthropoda; Insecta; Hemiptera; Pseudococcidae
Gene: Nmdar1
Product: NMDA receptor 1
Exons: 19
Coding region: 355-3075 (906 amino acids)
Biological process (GO): regulation of membrane potential; chemical synaptic transmission; ionotropic glutamate receptor signaling pathway
Cellular component (GO): NMDA selective glutamate receptor complex; synapse; plasma membrane
Molecular function (GO): NMDA glutamate receptor activity
Source: RefSeq, a predicted model, not a curated record
CGUUAAACUUUUACUUAGUUAAUUAGGAAUUCCUAGUUCCAGCAGUGCGCCGAUUUGAUUUGUUUCUCGGAGGAAUAAUAAUAAUGUUGAAUUACAUAGAAUUAUUAUUUGUCAUAAGGUAAUCCAAAGUUAAUAAAAUAAUCUUGUUGAGGUCAACAUAAUCAAUAUACGAUGGAGCAACGUUGUUCCUAUGGUAACGUCUUUUCACAGCAUCCUUGAAAAUAUUUUGCUCUCGCGUAAACCCUGGCACUGGAAUUUCGGGUGAAAAGUGGUGAUAAGUUUUCUUAUUUACUCAAAAAUGCGAAUCCAAAGUCGGACGUUAUGUACGAGCUGUAAGUCGUAAAUGUAUAAAAGAUGAAACAUUCAUUAGUGCUGUUGCUGCUGUACGUGGCUUGCGAUGGCAAAACUCAUCCUAAAAAGAAUCCAGAUAUAUUUAACAUUGGAGGUGUCCUAAGCAAUAACCAAAGUGUUUUCCAUUUUCAUAGAAGUAUUCAGAAUAUCAAUUUCGAUACACAAUUUGUGCCAUGGCACAAUACCUAUUACGCUUAUUCUAUUCUCAUGGAUCCGAAUCCAAUCAGAACUGCUCUUAGUGUUUGUAAUCAUUUAGUUUCUAAAAGAGUUUACGCUGUCGUUGUUUCUCAUCCGGUCAUUGGUGAUUUGUCUCCGGCAGCUGUAUCCUAUACUAGUGGAUUUUACCAUAUUCCUGUCAUAGGCAUCUCGUCCAGGGAUUCUGCGUUUUCUGAUAAAAAUAUUCAUGUUUCGUUUUUGCGAACGGUCCCACCGUAUUCUCAUCAGGCUGAUGUUUGGGUCGAAUUAUUGAAACAGUUUAAUUAUAGAAAAGUCAUCUUCAUACAUAGCUCGGAUACCGAUGGUCGAGCUCUAGUUGGACGAUUCCAAACAACUUCUCAGAACCAGCAAGACGAUGUUGAAAUAAAAAUACAAGUGGAAACAGUGAUUGAAUUCGAGCCAGGAUUGGAAACCUUCAACGACCAUUUGAGCGGCAUGAAAAGCGCCCAAGCCAGAGUUUACAUCAUGUAUGCCGGAAAAAGUGACGCUGAGGUGAUAUUUCGAGAUGCAAAAGUACUUCAUAUGACGGGCGAAGGAUACGUGUGGAUUGUGACUGAACAAGCUCUGGACGCCAUUAAUGUUCCAGAAGGCACAAUUGGACUGAGACUGGUUAACUCGACCAAUGAAUUAGCUCAUAUUCGAGAUAGCAUAUAUAUUUUAGCUAAAGCUUUGAAAGAAAUGAACAAAACUGAGGAAAUCACAGAAGCUCCAAAAGACUGCAAUGAUCCAGGAUACAUUUGGGAAAGUGGAAAAGUACUGUUCGAGUACAUAAGGAAACAAAUUCUGGUGAACGGUGCUACAGGUAAAGUGGCCUUUGACGAUAAUGGUGAUCGAAUUUACGCAGAGUACGAUAUUAUCAAUGUCCACGAGGUGAAUCAUAAAUAUCCUGUUGGGCAGUAUUAUUUCAAUCCGGAACAAAAUAAAAUGAAACUCAGACUAGACGAAUCAAACAUCAUGUGGCCGGGUCGUAAACGAGAUAAACCCGUAGGAGAAAGGAUACCAACCCAUCUGCACGUUUUGACCAUCGAAGAAAAACCAUUCGUCUAUGUCAGACCUAUUAAGAAAUCGGAAGGUGAAACGUGUAAAAAUGGCGAAAUAUACUGUCCACUUUUAAACACAACGUCUCGAAAUCAAACGGAGUUCUGUUGUAAAGGAUAUUGCAUGGAUUUGCUCAAGGAACUUGCUCAAAAGAUAAACGUUACCUAUGAUUUGGCCUUAUCACCCGAUGGACAAUUUGGCAGCUAUAUUACCAGGAAUAAUAGUCUUAAUGGAAAAAGAGAAUGGACUGGACUGAUCGGAGAACUGGUGAAUGAAAGAGCAGACAUGAUAGCAGCACCUUUGACCAUAAAUCCUGAAAGAGCCGAGUUCAUUGAAUUCAGUAAACCGUACAAAUAUCAAGGGAUAACAAUUUUAGAGAAAAAGCCAUCAAGAUCGUCAACUUUGGUAUCGUUUUUGCAACCAUUCAGCAAUACAUUAUGGAUCCUUGUGAUGGUAUCGGUGCACGUGGUGGCUCUCGUAUUAUAUUUAUUAGACAGAUUUUCACCUUUUGGUCGAUACAAGUUGUCCAACACCGAAGGGACCGAAGAAGAUGCUUUGAAUCUUUCCAGUGCCAUCUGGUUUGCUUGGGGUGUUCUUCUCAACAGUGGAAUUGGAGAAGGUACUCCUCGAAGCUUCUCAGCUCGUGUGCUCGGUAUGGUUUGGGCCGGAUUCGCGAUGAUCAUUGUAGCCUCGUAUACUGCCAAUUUGGCCGCUUUCCUCGUGCUCGAGAGACCAAAAACUAAAUUAACCGGUAUCAACGAUGCCAGAUUACGUAAUACGAUGGAAAACCUGACCUGCGCAACGGUCAAAGGCUCAGCUGUCGAUAUGUACUUCCGUAGACAAGUAGAACUAUCAAAUAUGUACCGUACAAUGGAAGCCAAUAACUACGAUACUGCCGAAGAUGCAAUCCGAGAUGUCAAAGAAGGAAAAUUAAUGGCCUUCAUUUGGGAUAGCAGUAGAUUAGACUUUGAAGCUGCUCAAGACUGCGAACUAGUCACAGCCGGUGAACUAUUUGGCCGUUCUGGCUACGGAAUCGGUUUGCAAAAAGGAUCACCUUGGGCGGAUGCAGUCACCUUAGCAAUAUUAGACUUCCACGAGAGUGGAUUUAUGGAGAAAAUAGAUAAUAAAUGGAUACUACAAGGAAAUCUGCAGAAUUGCGAGUUCUACGAAAAAACACCCAAUACGUUAGGUUUAAAGAAUAUGGCUGGCGUGUUUAUUUUAGUAGCUGCUGGUAUCGUUGGCGGUAUAGGAUUAAUAAUUAUCGAAAUGGUGUAUAAAAAACAUCAAAUAAGAAAACAAAAGAAAUUAGAAUUAGCUCGACAUGCGGUUGAUAAAUGGCGAGGAGCAAUUCAGAAAAGAAAAGCCCUAAGAUCAACAAUGUAUGCUCAAAGACGUUUCAAAACAAACGGAGUCAACGAAUCCGGCGUACCUUUAAGUUUAUCAGUAGAAGCGUUACCUCAGCUAUAUUAACGAUAUAGUUUUUAUACCUAUUAUUUUUCACAACAAAGCUGUAAAUAAAUUCCUAAAAAAAAAAAAUUAAUUUAAUCAUGUUCCACUAAAUCGCGCAACCCAGUUGCUCAUCGAAAGUACCUGCUUUGAAUUUUAUACUGUUAAAUUCAAAGUUUAAAUUUAUCUUGUUGUUUUUUUUUUAGAAUUAAAAAGAAAAAAUCGAAGCUUUUCGAUUUAAUACCUAUGUAUAAUCGAAUUGAUGUUAAACUUGUUUUUAAAAAGGGUGAUUUUAGUUAUACCUAUUACGAUUGUUUAUGAUGGUCAGUGAUUGAUUGUUGUACCUAUUUUUUGGUAAAUAAUAAAUUAAGCUUUCGGAUUAAGUUUCCUAUAGCGUUAAAUUUAAUAAUUAGUAAAUGUUUUAAAGAAACGCACCAAGCUAAAGCAUUGUUUUGUAGAUGACAUUUUUAAUUUUUAUAUUAUUUUAUUACUGUAUCAGUAUAUUUUAGCGCGUAUAAUUAUUCGCAUUAAUGUUUUUUGUGUUCCUAUGUACGUUUAUAUAUCGUUACCGUUAUGAUAGUUUACUAUUUUUAUCGAAUGACGGAUGAGAUGAAAAUUCUUCCUGUUUCUUUUUUAUGUUGUGCGUCCGCAAUGUGUUAAUUAUGAUUAAACGUGUUUCAUCGGUGUGUUAUUUUAAA